Molecule: messenger RNA, 2562 nt
Organism: Mytilus trossulus (common blue mussel)
Lineage: Eukaryota; Metazoa; Mollusca; Bivalvia; Mytilida; Mytilidae
Product: lipoma-preferred partner homolog
Exons: 10
Coding region: 168-1787 (539 amino acids)
Source: RefSeq, a predicted model, not a curated record
ACAAGCACUUGUCGACUUCCUUUUUAGGAAAACAACAGGAUUUGAAGUGAUUCACUCCUUAAAACGAAUUUAUUGAAAUUGGUGACGAUUUGACCAGAAGGAAACCGCUAGAUAUUUUAUUCACUUAUUUUUUUCAGCCGUUGGUUUGAUACAUCUUCACAGUCAGAAUGUCUUUGGACGGCCAGUUUCGUCAGCUGAUUAUCUCAGACCCUCAAAAGAAGGCACCCCCAGCUGUGGCACCCAAGCCAAAAGUACAAAACUCAUCACCAAAGCCAUUUAGACCAGGAGGCAGUUCCUACAGACAGUUCCAGAGAACUGAAGAUUUCCCUCCUCCUCCACCUCAGACUGCAUAUGUAGAGGAACAAAACUUCCCACCUCCACCUCCUGACACGGGGAGGGGUUAUGGAUACCAGGAAGUACAUGACGAGUUCCCUCCGCCUCCCGAAGCAUCCACAGGAUACAGAGGACAAGAUGUCACGUCACCAAUCCACGUCGCAACCGACUACAAUCAGCAGUCCACAUACAACUCACAAAGUGGAUCAUAUGGAGGGAACCAGUAUUCUCCGUCUUCAGGAGGGUACCAGUCUAAACCAAGAACAGAAGUUGUUUACAGAACGGAAUCUCCUGUAAUCAGUCCCUACCAAGUGGACGAAAGGCAGAGAAAUUAUUCAGAAAAUUCCCCAACCAUGUAUCAACCUAAAAGCAAUUACGCUAACAUAGAAUCAAUUCAAUCUGCUUAUAGCGAUUCUUCUCCUGUUCCACAGGAACAACCAAUUUACGCUAAACCUAAUAUACGAGGGUCAUCAUCAGAUAUGUACAAUAGACCUUCCAGCAAUUCUCCAUCUUACAUGACUGGUUCCCCAGAUCAGUAUCAGUACCAGAUUGAGCCUUCUCCACCUGUACAUGGAGGUUCUCCUAAUCAGUUCUAUGGCAGACAAAAUAGUGGAGAAAGGUCACCCAUUAUCUACACUCAGCAGAACAGUGGCGGGGAAAGAACACGCCAGCUCAGUGGGGGAUCAGGUGGAUUCUCACCGAGAUUUGAUGAAGGUACCAGACCUGUUCCUGGGCCACAGGUACCAGCUGUCAGUAUGCAGGGGACCAGUAAGAACAAAGAAGCAGAGGUUGAUGCCCUCACAAGCCUCUUAAUGGAAAAUAUGUCAUCGUCAGCAGAUCCAGAAUUCAUGGGAAUUUGUUGUCGGUGCAAUAGGAAAGUAAUUGGUGAAACAAAUGGCUGUACAGCACAGGAUCAAGUUUAUCAUGUAUCCUGUUUUACUUGUAUGGAAUGUGGAACCAUGCUAACAGGGAAACAGUUUUACUCAAUGGAUACCAAACCUUACUGUGAAGCUUGUUAUAUUAAUACUCUUGAGAGAUGUUCCGUGUGUUCUAAACCAGUCACAGAUAGGCUUCUACGUGCCACAGGGAAACCGUACCAUCCUGACUGUUUUGUUUGUGUAGUGUGUGGUAAAAGUCUUGAUGGCAUUCCUUUCACUGUUGAUGCUACUAGUCAGAUUCAUUGCAUUGAAGACUUUCACAAAAAAUUUGCACCGAGAUGCUGUGUGUGUCAUCAGCCAAUUAUGCCAAAGAAGGGUCAGGAAGAAACAGUCAGGGUCGUUGCUAUGGAUAAAAGUUUUCAUGUUGAGUGCUAUAGAUGUGAGGACUGUGGAUUACAGCUUUCAUCUGACGCUGAAGGACGUGGAUGCUAUCCACUGGAUGAACAUAUUCUCUGUAAAAAUUGUAAUGCCAGAAGAAUACAAGCAAUGACCACAAAGAUGACCACAGAACUAUAAUGUACCAGCUAAAGAUACUGAUAACAACCAAAUAGUAUAGUUCAGAAUAAAAAGUGCAAUGUACCAGAAUUCAGAUCUGCUUAAUUUCAUGUUCCAUUAUUUUUUUUUAUAAUGAUCUGAAGACAUCUGAUUACUAAAAUUGAAUUUCUUUGUCAUCUAAUUUUUUUUGUUGAAAUUUUUUAUAGAAAUAUAUGUGCUACAUUAUCAUGUUAUAAAUGUCAGAUGCAAUUUUAGGUCAAGUGGUCUUUUGACCUUUGAACUGGAAGAGUUCAAAUGCAAUCAAUCCAUUAAAAAAUUCAUAGCAUCUUUAUAAAUAUUUCAUUACACUGUACUAGCCUCAUGCUAUUGAUGUAUCUCAUACUUCAAACUUUUGUUUCAAUCUAAAUUUUGAUUUUGAGCAAAGAUAUAUAGUUUUGUCAUUUACAUGAUUUUUGAUGUGACACUUGCUUUAUUCAUUAAUACAAUUUAUUCGACAUUUUAUUUCUUUGGACAACGAUGGACCACUGGUCUAAAACAACCCUUUGUCCUUAUAUAUAUAUAUAUAUAUUGCAGUAGCUACUUGUGCAAUACUGUCCUUUUUAUACGACCGCAAAUUUUGAAAAAAUUUUCGUCGUAUAUUGCUAUCACGUUGGCGUCGUCGUCUGCGGCGUCGUCGUCGUUGUCGGCGUCCGAAUACUUUUAGUUUUCGCACUCUAACUUUAGUAAAAGUGAAUAGAAAUCAAUGAAAUUUUAACAUAAGGUAUAUGACCAUAAAAGGAAGGUUGGUAUUGAUUUU